This is a messenger RNA of Meriones unguiculatus (Mongolian gerbil), 2619 nucleotides long. RefSeq names its product ventral anterior homeobox 1 (gene Vax1). The record is from RefSeq and is a predicted model, not a curated record. The transcript has 3 exons. Gene Ontology annotation, biological process: brain development; central nervous system development; neuron differentiation. Gene Ontology annotation, molecular function: DNA binding; DNA-binding transcription factor activity, RNA polymerase II-specific. NCBI's taxonomy places the organism in Eukaryota, Metazoa, Chordata, Mammalia, Rodentia, Muridae. The coding region runs from base 1 to 1005 and encodes 334 amino acids.
AUGUUCGGGAAGCCAGACAAGAUGGACGUCCGGUGCCACUCGGACGCCGAGGCCGCCCGGGUCCCGAAGGGCGCGCACAAGGAGAGCCGCGAGCUCAAGGGCGCCGAGGGGAGCCUGCCCGCCGCCUUCCUCAAGGAGCCGCAGGGCGCCUUUGCGGCGGGCGCCGCGGAGGACUGCAGCAAGAGCAAAGCCAGCCCCUCCGCCGACCCGGACUACUGCCGCCGGAUCCUGGUCCGAGAUGCCAAGGGCUCUAUCCGAGAAAUCAUCCUGCCCAAGGGCUUGGACCUCGAUCGGCCCAAGAGGACACGCACGUCCUUCACGGCGGAGCAGCUCUACCGGCUGGAGAUGGAGUUCCAACGUUGCCAGUACGUGGUGGGCCGGGAGAGAACUGAGCUGGCCCGGCAGCUCAACCUGUCGGAGACCCAGGUGAAGGUCUGGUUCCAGAACCGGCGAACCAAGCAGAAGAAGGACCAGGGCAAGGACUCGGAGCUGCGCUCCGUGGUGUCGGAGACCGCCGCCACGUGCAGCGUGCUGCGGCUGUUGGAGCAGGGCCGCCUGCUGUCGCCGCCCGGCCUGCCCGCGCUGCUGCCGCCCUGCGCCACCGGCGCCCUCGGCUCGGCGCUGCGCGGGCCCAGCCUCCCGGCCCUGAGCGCGGGCGCCGCCGCGGGCUCGGCCGCCGCCGCCGCCGCCGCCGCCGCCCCGGGCCCCGCGGGCGCCGCGCCCCAGCACCCGCCGGCCGUGGGCGGCACCCCCGGGCCGGGGCCCGCGGGGCCGGGCGCCCUGCACGCGGGAGCCCCGGCUGCCGGCCACGGCCUCUUCAGCCUGCCCGUGCCGUCGCUGCUGGGCUCCGUCGCCAGCCGCCUGUCCUCGGCCCCGCUGGCCAUGGCUGGCUCGCUAGCCGGGAAUUUGCAAGAACUCUCGGCCCGGUACCUGAGCUCCUCGGCCUUCGAGCCUUACUCCCGGACCAACAGUAAAGAAGGGGCCGAGAAGAAGGCGCUGGACUGACUGAGUGUCGCCUGUAUUUAUAUCUAUCGCACCCACCGUGGUGGUAUUUAUGGACUCGCGCCUUGCGCGCCCAGGCUUCCGCGCUGGCCUCCGCGGCCCGCCGGCCUCUGACUACUCCCUCACCCAGCCCGCCGGCCACCGGUUCCGGCUCACUUGGGCUGGUUUUGUUCUCUCUACUCUUUCUUCCUCCCGCCAACCCCGGUUUCCGCCUGAAUCCAGGAAUGAUCCAAAGAAUUGGGGAGAAAUUACCCGAAUUAGCCACCCCCAGCCCUGCCAGCCAGGAAGUAACAGCGGUCCAGGCCUGGGAUCCCUGGUCUGGACAGGGCGCUGUGCACUGCUCCGAAGGAUAUUCGGAAGAGGAACUGCGUUCACAAACCGCCAGGGACUGAAAGAGCUUCUUGGUUUCUUUAGACCCAGAAGGAAGGGCCUCUCCCUUCUUGUCAGAGAAGCCAGGAUUCUGGGGGCUCCUGGCCUCGAGUUUUAGAGUUCUCGGAAUCCUUGGUGCAGGAGCGAGCAACAACUGCCCAGAACAGAGCUGAUGAGUUUUAUUCCCCUUAGGAAAGCUCCGAUCGCAGGCUCCCCGACCCUGAGACGCGAUAAAUCACGAUAAAUUUGUCUUGUUAGGCGAAGGUGGUAAUAAAUUUGAUCUAACAGCAAGCAAUAAAGCAAGAGUAAUUGUUACGUAAAACCAGAUGGGCACCUGUUUUUGAACACACAGAAAUAGUUGAGUUUGCAGGGUGUGAGAAAUUCGGGCUAGAGAAUGCAUCACAGGGUCGUGGAAAUCAAAAUCCCGAGUGCUGUGACUUUAGAUAGGAACUUAAGAGGAAAAGCAAAGCCAAUGACUCCAAGGACAGAAGACUCACUCUCCUCUUCCGAGGCUGUGCGGGCGCAGUAGCUGGGGGCUUUCUUCCCUCCUGGCUCUCCCAGAACGAAGCUACUGCGGAAUAGCUGGGGUCAGAAUUAAAUCAACAGCUAUUGCUCAUCUCCUGAACCCCUGUGUCUAUGCCGGCUUUUCACGGAGCAGGAAGCUCCGGGAUUUCCCAGCGGCUGCUUGCCGGAGGACAGGAUGGUGCCUGGCGUCCGGCCUUCAACGGCCAGUGGUUCCUUGUGUGGCAGCCAGGACACGCAUUUCCUCUCCCUUCUUAACCUCCGGUGGCAGCCACCCAGACUUAGAACCCUUCCCACCACGCGGGUGCGGCCCCAACCCGCUCAGCCCCCACAGCCACCGCCACACGCGCGCGUUUUAACCAAAACCACAGACCCAGAGUGCGAGCAGCCUCGGUGUAGAAUGUAUCCGCCUGUCUGAAACAAGCGCAGAACGUUAACAAAGUAACUUUAUUGUAAAGUAUUUACAUCGGAGGUUUUCCCUUUUCAUUUUUCCAUUUCUUCGCUUGCUUAAUUUUCUUUCCUUUGUUCUCUCUCUCAGCAAAUAGGGAAGAAAAUAACAAAUCAUUCAAACGCGGGUAGUGUCGCUGAAUCCUGGCUACUAAUUGUGUUCUGGGUGUCUUGGCUCUUUGGAUGUUUUUGUAUUUAUGUGGUGAGAGUGAAAAAAAUAUAUCUAUGAUGAUAAAGUGUAUUUCUGUUUUAUAUUUGAAAGAUUAAAAAAAAUCACAA